UUGAGGAGGGAAAUAUUGAUGCAGCGUACGCCUACUGAUAGUGGAUUCAGUGAGAAUCUGAUUUUUAAUGGUUUCAGUCUUUCUCAAGAUAAAGUAACAUCCGAAUGAAAGUCACGCAAGAAGGAGAAGAAGCGUACGAAUCUCUGUAGGAUUUCGGUGCCAUACAGUAUCUGGGGCUUUUUCUCUAGCCUCACCCUCAGCUUUCUGGGACCCCCCUACUUUGUCAUUGGCCCAGCCUCCCUUCAGCCAUGGCUCCCUCUCUGGCAACAGCCUUCUCCCGGCGGUGGUGGAUGGCGGUCACAGCAGUAAUCGAGAAUCUGCUGUUUUCCGCUGUGCUGCUGGGCUGGGGCUCCCUGCUCAUCAUGCUCAAGUCCGAAGGUUUCUACUCCUACCUCUGCCAGGAACACGCGAAUGGCUCAGUGCUGAACCACACACAGCCCAUACAGGGGGAUCAGGACAGGCUGGCCCCAGGGACCCCUGCGGUGGAGGCGCACCUGCAGAUGAAUGGCUGGCCCAUCUGCAAGGAUCAGGAUGAAAUGCUGAACCUGGCCUUCACUGUGGGCUCCUUCCUGCUGAGUGCCAUCACCCUGCCACUGGGCAUCGUCAUGGACAAGUAUGGGCCGCGCAAGCUGAGGCUGCUGGGCAGUGCCAGCUUUGCCUUCUCCUGCCUGCUGAUUGCCUAUGGAGCCAGCAACCCCAACAAUCUGUCAGUCCUGAUUUUCAUCGCCCUUGCACUGAAUGGAUUUGGAGGAAUGUGUAUGACCUUCACAUCUCUGACGCUGCCAAACAUGUUUGGAGACCUUCGGUCCACGUUCAUCGCGCUGAUGAUCGGGUCCUACGCCUCCUCCGCUGUCACCUUCCCUGGGAUUAAGGUGGUCUAUGACCUGGGCAUCACCUUCAUCACCAUCCUGCUGGUGUGGGCUGGCUGUGCCGGCCUUGUCUUCAUCAACUGCUUCUUCAACUGGCCGCUGGAACCCUUCCCCGGGCCAGAAGACAUGGACUACACAGUGAAGAUAAAGUUCAGCUGGCUGGGCUUUGACCACAAGAUUACAGGGAAGCAGUUCUACCGGCAGGUGACCACCGUGGGGCGCCGUCUGAGCGUGGGCAACUCCAUGAAACAGAGCCCCAAAGAGCUGGCAGCACAGGAGGGCAACAAGCUCUGCCUCUCCACCGUCGACCUGGAGGUCCAGUGCAAGCCUCAGGAGGAAUCUCAGUCCUUCAUGCGCAGCAUCUUCAGUCCCAUCUUCAUGCUCAGCUUGAUCACCAUGUGCGUCACCCAGCUGCGGCUCAUCUUCUACAUGGGAGCCAUGAACAACAUCCUGGAGUCCCUGACCGCCGGAGACCUCGACACAGCUGGGAAGAUGGAAGUGGUGAGUUUGUACACCUCCAUCUUUGGCGUGCUGCAGCUCCUCUGCCUGAUCACCUCCCCUGUCAUUGGCUACAUCAUGGACUGGAAGCUCAAGGAGUGUGACGACGGGGAGCCGGACGGGAAGGAGGCGGCCAAGGACCCGACGCAGCCAAAGCGACGCAGCAGACAGAUCCAGAAGAUCACCAAUGCCACGCGGGCCUUCAUCUUCACCAACCUGCUGCUGGUCGGCUUCGGGGUCACGUGUCUGGUGCCCAACCUCCCCCUUCAGAUUCUGUCCUUCGUCCUGCACACCAUUGUGAGAGGGUUCAUCCACUCUGCUACGGGCGGACUGUACGCCGCAGUGUACCCGUCCUCUCAGUUCGGCAGUCUGACAGGGUUGCAGUCCCUCAUCAGCGCGCUGUUCGCCCUGCUGCAGCAGCCGCUGUUCAUGGCCAUGAUGGGACCCCUCAAUGGAGACCCACUCUGGGUGAACGUGGGCCUGCUGGGGCUGAGCAUGCUGGGAUUCUGUCUGCCCCUCUACUUGCUCUGCUACAGCAGGGAGCUCCGCCGCAAGAAGCAGGAGCAGGAGGAGGACGCCAAAAUCUACGUCAAGAUCCACGGCAGCAGCAAGAACGAGGCCUUUGUGUAGAGAGGAGAGCGAAGAGCGGCAGGAAAAGGGGGAGGAAGGGAGGGGGAAGACUUGAAGUCACAAGUAUGACCCUGUGAUGAUCACCCCUCCCUGGCCCCUCCCGCCACGCCACCCCUCCCCAGUAUUUGCACACAGAAACCACACUCACACACUGUUCAAGUCACAGACAUUCCCAAACACUGAGUCUCAAUCACGCACUCGUCAUGUGCCGCUGCACUCCGCCACCUCUCACAGAGACCUGCAGCCGACACAGUUCAGAUGAGGAUGAAUGCGAACACUUCAUCACAGUCGUGGAUGCAACUGUACAUAUAUGCACUGUACUGACACACUGUGAAAGACGUACAGUUCUCACACAUGUAAGGUCACAUUUCCUCAGCACAACACUCACUGAUCUGCCAUUCUGUGGCACUCUGUAGAACCUGUGUCUCUCUUGCUUGUAAAGACAACACCUGGACGACAAAUGAGGACUUGAAGGAGGGAGAGAGAGUCAAAGAAUAAGUUGGAGGGGGUGACUGGUGACAAGUUCCCUUCUGACCUGUGAAAUGCUCUCUCAUCCUUCUUUAAAAAAAGCGAUGACAUGUCCUAUUUCGCCUGAUGCACAGAGCAGGAGUGUCUUUAUGUCCUGAAAGUGACACAAAGAGCUCAUAAUUAAAAGCAAAUUUUGGAGAUGGAGACUUUUACCACUGGAAAUGACAAAAAACAAACAAUAUGAUUUUCCUUUCAGAAAAAAAAACUCUUUGGUUCUGGUGUUAUUGACCAGUGUGAUGCCAGUAUUCAUAACUGCAGUGACCGAAUCUGCCAAGCGGGGCGCUCCUUGUGCAGACAUACUGACAACCUGCUCAUGUUUGGUGCAAUGCAAAUUCAGGGUGGACAGCACUGUUGGAGGUUCCUUUCCUGUGAAAUUUACUUCCUAAUUUCUUGUGGUUGCAAGAGCUCAAUGCUUUUUUUUUUUCUGAAUCGUUCACCGCGCAUUAGACAGUUUCCAGAGGCUGGAAGAACCAAAGAAGCUGUACUGGCGUUUUGCUUCCCAAAAUGGUGCUAAGUAAUUGUGAAAAAAAAAACUCCAAUAAUUGUGGCUUUCUGAUGUUGGAAGAAAUAAACCACUUAGCUGUUUUCCUCAAGCUGUUGUCCUCCAGGAACAGCAAUACAGUGUUUCCAUCUGUGUGUUAAAAAUAAUGGUGGAGCACCGUGAACGCCGAUCAGCUCCCAUGAUAACAACGGUGCGUGCACUAACAAAGGCAUUGACUCUUACAGCUACAGGAAAAAUACUGCAGGACAGGGAAGAGAGGGAUGCGGGGGGGGGGG
Messenger RNA from Megalops cyprinoides (Indo-Pacific tarpon), 3302 nucleotides. Its product is annotated as large neutral amino acids transporter small subunit 4-like. The coding region runs from base 249 to 1997 and encodes 582 amino acids. Gene Ontology annotation, biological process: transmembrane transport; neutral amino acid transport. The transcript has 15 exons. NCBI's taxonomy places the organism in Eukaryota, Metazoa, Chordata, Actinopteri, Elopiformes, Megalopidae. The record is from RefSeq and is a predicted model, not a curated record. Gene Ontology annotation, molecular function: neutral L-amino acid transmembrane transporter activity; L-amino acid transmembrane transporter activity.